Mastomys coucha (southern multimammate mouse) is the source of this 2393-nucleotide messenger RNA. It is a transcript of the gene Asb13, whose product is annotated as ankyrin repeat and SOCS box containing 13. Gene Ontology annotation, molecular function: protein binding. Gene Ontology annotation, biological process: intracellular signal transduction; positive regulation of protein catabolic process; protein ubiquitination. NCBI's taxonomy places the organism in Eukaryota, Metazoa, Chordata, Mammalia, Rodentia, Muridae. The transcript has 6 exons. The record is from RefSeq and is a predicted model, not a curated record. The coding region runs from base 196 to 1032 and encodes 278 amino acids.
UGGGGACGCUCAGGUGGCACGCGGCGGACACAGAAACUACAACUCCCAGCGGUGGCCACGGUGGCAGUCAGGCCCCGCCCAGCGGCCUGCGCUCUGGGUUAGGUCCCGGCUCAGGUCCCGGGUUAAGUCCGGGCUCAGGUCCCAGCGCUCGGAGUCACAAAGCCGGUAGGCAGGGGCGCCCAGCCGGCGAGCCGCAUGGAGCCGGGUGCCGGAGACCGCUGCUUCCUGGGAGAUGUGGGUUUCUGGGUGGAGCGUACACCUGUGCACGAGGCAGCUCAGCGGGGUGAGAGCCUGCAGCUUCAGCAGCUGAUUGACAGUGGAGCGUGUGUUAACCAGGUCACUGUGGACUCAAUCACACCCCUUCACGCAGCGAGUCUGCAGGGCCAGGCCCAGUGUGUGCAGCUGCUGCUGGCAGCUGGCGCCCAGGUGGACGCACGCAACAUUGACGGCAGCACCCCUCUUUGUGACGCCUGUGCCUCAGGCAGCAUCGAGUGUGUGAAGCUCUUGCUGUCCUAUGGGGCAAAGGUCAACCCUCCUUUGUACACGGCUUCCCCAUUACAUGAGGCCUGCAUGAGUGGGAGUUCUGAGUGUGUGAGGCUUCUUAUUGAUGUUGGAGCCAACCUGGAAGCACAUGAUUGCCAUUUUGGGACACCUUUACAUGUUGCCUGUGCACGGGAGCAUUUGGACUGUGUCAAAGUGUUGCUCAAUGCAGGGGCCAAUGUGAACGCAGCCAAACUUCACGAGACCGCGCUUCAUCAUGCGGCCAAGGUAAAGAAUGUCGACCUCAUUGAGAUGCUCAUAGAGUUUGGAGGCAACAUCUACGCCCGGGACAACCGGGGCAAGAAGCCCUCGGACUACACGUGGAGCAGCAGUGCCCCGGCCAAGUGCUUUGAGUACUAUGAAAAGACACCUCUUACCCUCUCACAGCUCUGCAGGGUGAGCUUGCGGAAGGCCACUGGUGUCCGAGGGCUAGAGAAAGUCGCCAAGUUGAACAUCCCUCCCCGGCUUAUCGACUACCUUUCCUACAACUGAGCUGCAGACAGAGGGCUGGAAAGGCUGAUGACUGGCCCAAUGUCACCUUGCUAUGCCUAGCCCUGGGCCUUAAAGAGUUCUGCCUGUUGCUCUGAAACACCAUCAUGGCUGUGGGUUGGUUGAUGCUCCUUCAUGUUGUCCUUUUUGAUGUCUUCUUCUGACCCCCAGAGAAGAUCUCUGAAGCACCAGGAGGCCAGUGUCUGGCAUCACAGCUGUGGAUGUAACCUGUGCUAGUCUUCUGGAACAAAUGCAGUCACUCUAGGAUGCGUUCAGUUCUCCAUGUUUCUCUUUUGAUUGCUUUUUAUCUGGGUGCCAUGCCACAGAAGCAUCAGGUUCCAAGCACUUGACCCUGUGGACUGGGAUACCACUCGGCUGGCAUCUUGCCACUUGAAUAGUUUUUCUGGGGCAGCAGCUGACACUUUCCAAGGUCUACCUGCACCCAGGUAUAUCACUCAGGGGCUUUACAGAUCAGAGUUUGUACCCCCACAUCAAGCAGUGUUUUUUUUGGGGGGGAAAUGACUGUCUCCAAUAUUAGGACUCAAAUCUGUUAAAAAUUUUAUGUUGGGGCCUGGAGAGAUAGCUUGGGGCUAGAGUUUAGUUCCCAGAACCCACAUAAGGAAGCUCGCAAUUGCCCGAUACUUCAGCUCCAGGGGAUCCGACACCCUCUUCUGGCCUCCUCAAACAUUCAGACAUGUAUGUACACACACACACACACACACACACACACACACACACACACACACACACACGAGAGAGAGAGAGACACACAGAGAGAGAAAUAAAAUAAAAUCGUUAAAAAGUUGGAGACCCUUUAGAAUUUGUGUAUAUAUGUUCAUCAUUCAUAUAUAUGCUGUAACAAGAUUUGUAAUGAGCAAUGCAAACAGUAGCUAAUAUGAAAGUACAAAACUUUAUUCCAAUGAGAAUGAGAUUCCUUAGCCAAGGCAGGAAAGGGGGUCAUGAUUCCUUCCUAUAGUAAUAAACAUGAGUCCUGUACAUUGUGGGUGAAAUACUAAGUCUUGCAUUCAGACUUAGUUUUCCCAAUUGACAUUCUAUAUCUUAACAAUACUGAUAAUACCCCACAUACAAUAGAAAGACCUAGAGAAUUUUCCAGUAGUCAUUCUAUACUGAGAAAAGCCAUCUUGUUCUGUCAGUCUUAGGUACAAGUUCUGAGGAAAUCCAUGUUUUUGCAUGGAGUAGUAAUAGCAAUCAUUUUCAAAAAGGCACCGGAUUCUGCUUCUUUCAUCUUUGUAACAGAAUCUUGCCUCCAGCAAUAAAACCCAAUAACAGCUCAUCUGUUUUAGCUUUUGGUAUACAAUAAGGUUCUCUCACCAUUAUUGACCAAUAAAAGUGGUUGGAUGCAG